Messenger RNA from Entrophospora candida, 3683 nucleotides. Lineage: Eukaryota; Fungi; Glomeromycota; Glomeromycetes; Entrophosporales; Entrophosporaceae. The record is from the annotation of a GenBank genome assembly.
GUACGUUUGAAUUAUUUGUUAGUGAAGCUAAUAAUUUAUUAGAACCAAGGCAAAUCAAAACAGAUUCAUUAAAAAAUAUCGAUAAUACAAAGAAAUUAAUCUGGUCGUUAGCAAUAUCAAAUCCAAUAGUUAACGACAAAGAUGAUGAUUUUGAGAAUGAAAUUUUAGUAGCAUUAUCAUGUUUUCAUGAACAUGAAAUUAUGUUAAAUACUCAAGAGCUUUCUUCCAAUAACAACAGCAAUAACAAUAAAAACAUUGACCUUAAUGUUAGUAACAGUUUCUCACCAAUAUCUUCUACUAAUUCAAUGUCUCCAUUAAAAGAAAAUCAAGAUGGUAAUACUUUUGAUGAAGAGAAGGGUAUCAAUAGAAUAGUCAGUUCUUCAAAAUCAUCAACUUGGAUUAUUUCUACUUGGCAUGAAGCAAGAAUUUCUACUUCAAUUGAUAAUAUUGGAGACAAUUUAUCAAUAAAUAAAUCAACAAAUUUUUGGUGGCCAGAAUAUUUAACUUUACUUUUCAAUCAGUCUGACUCAUACCAAGAAUUUGAUUUCCCAUCAAAAAUUCAGGCAGAAAUAAAAAAACUUUACCAAAACACUUCAUGUCUAGAACUAUUGACACGCAAUAUAGAAAAUGACUUUCUUCUGGUGGAAGAUUAUAAAGAUCGUGUACAAGUAUUGGAAAUGUAUAAUCUGAAGACUAAUGAAUUGGAAAUGGUUUUUCAUCAGAAAGAAGAACACAAUUCUUUCGAUUUAAAUAACAAUUAUUUUAGUUAUGGAAAUCCUUCGAUUGCGAUCUCAAAAUAUAAAUCAUUGUUGGCUUAUUGUCGAGGGAUCAAUAGUAUAACAAUAUACCUGAUGGAAAAUAGUUUAGACGUUGUCACAAAAAAUUUUUUGAAUAUAGAAAGAAUUCUAACAAUUGAUUUUAUUAACGAGGAUGAAUCUUUAUUAAUCAUUGCAAUAGAAAAAGAUAAUCUAGAUCCUAUUAUUAUCAUAUGGGAUUUAUUUAAUUAUAUGAAUGAUUCAAUACGUAUCAUUAAAGAUUUUAAUAAAAUAUUCUCUAUUAAUGACAAUGAUAAUCAUUACAAGUUUAUUCGUUCAUGUGGCACAAUAUUAUUAUUUAAUGAAAAUACUGGUAUGAUAAACUCAAUCUUGGAAAAUCCCACAAUAAAAUCAAUCAUUUCUCCUUCAACAUCUUCUUCAUUCACUAUACCUACACAAUAUAAUUUAUCAUCUUCAUCAUUAAUUAAUUUAUCAUCAAUAGUUAGUCAAUUUGAAUAUAAUCAUUUAAUAUUUUAUCAGAAUGGAAAAUAUUAUAACGCCGAGAAAUUAAAAGAUGAAUUAAUAGUAAACAAUAAAGAACCUUGGAUUCAUAAUAAUAAUUAUAAUAGAAUUUCUGCUUUCCUUAACAAAGAAAAAUCUUUACAGCUAAUAAUUGGUGAAUCUACAAUCCAAAUUUGGUAUAGAAACAAAACAACAAAUAAGAGUAAACUGAAAUAUAUUUGGUCAAGUAAAAACAAAAGUAAAAAAAAAUUUUUUAUAGAAAAUUUUUUACUAGGUGAAAAAGAAUUCAAACUCUCAUUAACAAUUACACCUACCAUUGCCACUGCUACCACUUAUCAUCAUAAUCAAAAUUAUUCUUCGCUGGCUUUGAGGAAAAAAAUUAAUGAUGAUAUUGUAGACAUUCAUUGGCCUUACAAUAAUGUCAAUCUAAUUAAAGAUGCUUGUGAAUCUUUGGGUUAUUUGUAUCAUCUGAAAGACGACCCAGCUGGUCCAAAAAAACAACAAGAAUAUGAAGAUUUGAUUUUACAAAUUGAGAAAAUUAUAAUCAAAUUCAUUGAAAAAUAUCCGAUUAAUUGGAGAUUGAUUAAUAUCAGAUACAAUCUGAUGAAAUAUCUGAUCAAAAAAAUUGCAAUCAAAUCAAUUGGCGAAAAUAAUAAGAAGACCACUGAUAUCAUCAUAAUUAAUUAUUUUUUGGAUUAUUAUACUGAUAAUGCAAUGGAUAAUACUGGAUGGAUGUUUACUGUCAGCAAAGCAAUUCCAUUAUUAUUUGAAUACAGAUUAGAUACAUACGUGAAAGAUUUAUUUUGUAAACCAUGUUUUGGUGCAAAAGAUAUCCAUCUCGAUGAGUCUUCAUUAAAUCCUGAUGAUAUACCAAAAGGUAAAUCAAAAUAUAUCAGAGCUUUUAGUCCAAACCUGGAACUGCCAUGUAAAAACAACUCCUCGAUUUAUGGUUUAUCAUUAUUUCGUCCAAUAAAAAAUAUAAUUAGUUUAUCAACAAGCAUAACACACAAUAAUCAGUUGGCCAAUUUACAAAAAGUUAUACCAGGAUUUUAUCGUACCAAUUCAUCAUCAUUGAUCUCUCUAAAACUAGUUCCACUACCAGAUUUCACAGUUUUUCCUAAAGAAACAAAACUACAAAUAAUAAACUACCGAAAAUUACCAUUAAAACUAUUGAAAUUAUUGAUCUGGCCGCGUGGUUAUGUCAUCAAAAAAGAAUCAAACUUGUCACCAUUUUUACGAGCAGUUAAACAUGAUAAACAUGGUUUAAUCUAUGACAAUCCAUCAAUCGAAGCAGUAAUUGAUUUCAAAUGGUCAUCUGCACGUAAUCAUUUCUUGAGACAUACAGCACUAUAUUUCAUUUUUGCUUUGUUGUUUGGAUUGUUAACUGGGGCUGUUAAAAAUGACAGUUUGAUCUAUAAUGGCAAUGCGAAUAUAGGCGAAAAAAUUAUUACAUUUUCAAUGUCAUCUUUGUUUUACUAUUUAGGGUAUUAUAUAUUAGCAUCAGAAAUUAUACAACUGUUUCAUGAGGGAUUCCGUCGAUAUAUCAGUGUUUAUAAUUUCUUUGAUCUGGCUUCGGUUGUUAUGCCUUUAGUCACAUAUACUUGUAUUAAAUUAAUAAAAUCAAAUGAGCAGAGUUUAACUCAACGAUUAACAAUUGCUAUAGCAUUCACUGUUUUAGUUAUGUGGAUUGAAUUGUUUUUACUUUUAAGAUUCUUUUCAGGGCCUGGAAAUUAUAUUUAUAUAGUUGUAAAUAUAAUGAAAAAUGUCUGGCCAUUUAUCUCAUUCAUGUUAAUUGUGGUAUUAGGAUUUGGACAUGCAAUGUACAUUCUACUAAAAUCACCUCAAGAAAUUGGUGUAGAACCUGAUGGUAAUCAAUAUCAUAUAAAAAGCACAGAUCCAAAUGUUAACUCACUUUAUAACAAUGUAUUGAUUGAACAAUCAUUUAAUCUGAGUAAUACAAAUGACAAUUCUUUCUCAAAUUUUGCUCAAUCGACUAAGGCUGUAUAUUUUUGGAUAAAUGGUAGAUGGGAUCAACUAGAACAAUGGGAUUUUUGGCCGGUUGAUGUUUUGUCUAUAUUGGCUAGUGUUUUGUUGGUUAUUGUUAUGCAAAAUAUGUUAAUCGCCUUUAUGACUGGAGUUUUUGAUGACGCAAAAGCAGAGAGUAGACAUGCUGUAUUGAAAUAUCGAGCAGAAUUAAUUGCAGAUUAUGAAACAUUGGAAAAUCCGUUCGGGUAUACAGAGAAGAAUCCACGACAUAUAUUUUAUAUUGGUAAUGCCAAUAAAUUUGCUGAAUGGUUAAGGAAAUGUGAAGAGUAUCGACGAUUAAGAAAUGAUACUACUGCUACCACAAAUUAUUCAUUGUCAGCUAAAGAAAGAAAGGGGUUAUGGAAAAGAUGGAUUAUUUAG